AUGUCGUCAAUCAUCGAGGAGGAAGUCUCUGAAGAUAUUGGGUUUAAGCUAGAUCCAACAGAGCACAAGCUUUAUGACCAGCUUGAACUCCUGCUGCCCGAGCUAGAGGGUAAAACUUUGAAUCUACUAGCCAUCAACAAUCAACUUCGAGUUUUGGCCACAUCCAACUACAAGACGUUACAAUUCACCUCACUAGACAAUUUCAGCGACAUAAACAGAGUUCCUGCAGAUUUCAAAAUUACUGAAUUGUAUUUCAUCGACUCUGUAUUGUACAUCUUGAAUGAUCAAACCAUACAAACUUUGACUAUUAGCCAGAUUCAGAACAAGGACUAUGCAUUCAAAAAGAUAGAAAGAAAGUUUCAAACCAUAUUGCCCUUGAACAGGUCCCAGUAUCUUGGGUUGACUGAAGAUUCUCUGCUUUACCACAAUGAGAAGCAGCUUGCCACUGGAGUUACAGCAUUUGCCUGGAAGGACCAUAAACCUAUAUAUGCCGUGAAAGAUGCACCGUUGAAGCUAAUGUGCACGGGCAACGGUAUCGAUAACGGUAUCAAUGUUGAAAUAGAGGAGCCUGAAAGCAUCGAAGGCUAUGAAAUUGUAUCCAUAAUUCCAGAAGGAGACUAUAUUCUUCUAGCUUACGACCAACUGGAUGCAGAGGAAUUCCACGACAUCAAGACAUUUUUGCUCAAGCAAAGCGAGGAGGAAAAGAAAAAUGACACAUAUAAAGCAUUCAUCAUAGAUAUCGCCCCUGCAUUUGGCUCAGCACCGCGCGUGCCUACAUUUUACACCAGCGCUAUCAAAAACUGGAUUCAGUCAAAUUAUUUUUCAAUCGUCACAUCAUCAUUGUCGACAGAUAUCGGAGUACUUGACCUAAAUUCCUCGCUAGAGGAAGCACAGACUAUUGCGCCCGCCGAAGAUUCCAACAGAGCACAAUUUCCCAUGAGCGACGAAGGAGAGGAUAUUUCGCCAUUGGGCAUGUGCAUAUCGUUGAACGAGGUGGAGACAAAAGUAGACGAGCCCUGUUUGGGGGUGGAAGAGGCCGUGGGCGUUUUGCCUAAGUUGUAUUGUCUAUUGGACAAUGGAGCGUUGAGGUCGUGGUGGAUAUUUCACAAGCUGGGCAUCCUCGAGAACAAAUUGUCCUUAAAGAACGCAUUGGAGGCAUUUGAAAAAGAGGAGAAAACGUUGCAAGGAUACGGGGUGACGAAUACGACUGACUCGGUUGAGAAGAAGGAGGAAAAGGAGGAGGAAAAAAUAGCGACAAAAGAGGCUCCCACUUUGGAAAAGAACCCAUUCCAGACUGCUAGCAAUCCAUUUGGAUCCUCAACGUCCGAUGCAUUCAAAUUUGCGACUAAAAAUGAUGCACCGGCCAACGCAGCCCCUGAUUUUGGCGGGUUUGGCUCCUCGAAUAUCCAAACGAAACCUGCCGCCGCGUUUGGCUCAACUAGUUUUGGUUCCAAUAGCCAGGCAAAGCCAGCUUUUGGCUCUACAGGCUUUGGUAGCAAGACCGCGUCUACCGGCGGCGGUUUUGGCCAAAGUGGAUUUGGUGCUGGAGCAACUUCUACAGCAGGUGGGUUUGGCAGUUCGCUGUUUGGCAGUUCUGGAUUUGGCAGUUCUGGAUUUGGCAGCUCGGGAUUCGGUAACACUGGGUUUGGUGGACAACAGCAACAACAAAAGCAAGAUCAAGGUGUGUCGGGCAAAGAGCUGAGUUUAUCUUCUGGUUUUGCAAAAUUUGGAAAUGGUAAAAAUACUGCAUCGUUUGGAAGUGCCCAAGGCCAAUCCAUCUUUGAUGCAAAACCCAACACCACGUCGCCGUCGCCGUCGCUGUCGCCCUUUGCCAAUCUUGAAUCCAGCAAAAGUGGGAGUUUGUUUGCGACCUCUUCAACAAAGACAAACGAGAACAAGUCAUCCUCCCCCUUUGCCAACUUGGGUUCCAGUUCCACCGGAGUCAAAGCUGAUCAACCCUCGAUUUUUGCAAGUUCCACCAACAAGACUUCCUCCCCAUUUGCCAAUUUAGACACAACUACGACUAGUACCAAAGCAAAAGCAAAAACAGAGCCACAGUCCACUUUUGGUGGAAAUCUCUCACCAUUUUCUUUUGAGAAGCCAGCGGAUGCACCCAAGCCGAGAACUGAGUCGCCGUUUGAUUUUUUGAAAAAGGACAAGGCGAAGGUUUCUGACCAAGCAAUGACCAAAGCGACUCCAAUUGCAGAAUCUGUCGAGUCCUUGAGGGCAUCCUCGCCAGCCCCAAAAGCAGUUCCAAAAGCAACAGCUCCGGCAGCUUUUCCUGAAAACCUGCCUUCAGCUAAAAGCCAUGACCUCCAGUCGCAAUCUUUAGACAAGGCACUUGGCUCAAAGUCGUCACUUGAGCAAGAAGAGAAGAAAAAUUUAUCGGCCCCGGCAGUUAGCGCACCCGCAAUGGACAAAAAAUCCAAAGAGAAAGUUGAAAACUCUCAGCAAAAGUCGACGAGUGUGCCACCGCAAAAGGCGAUAGAAAAGGAAACAGUUUCAAAGGGAGACGAUGCAAAAGCAAAUAAGACAAACGGACCAACCCCUACUGAAGAAGAAGAAGAAGAAGAUGAUGGCAAUAUCGCUGGUAAAAACAGUAAAGAGGGUAAUGAUAAAAUAGAUUCCUCAGUCCAACCACUUGAAUUUGCUGUGUACGAUGGCAUCAACAAAACCAAGGACAAACCAUCAAAGUCUAUAAGGGACACCAUAAUUGACAUCGUCGAAGAUACAGAAGGAAAUUUGCAGGUGCUAGACAAAAACAUGCAACUGCUCGCAAGGUUUGUAGAUGCUCAUGGAUCACCGGGUCAAAGCUGGCACACAGUAUCCGAAGUUGCAAACUUGAAAUACAGCCAGUACAACUAUGCAGGAAAACUAUCACAUUUGAAAGAACAGCUUACAAAGCUAGAAGAGUUGAAGGCAGCAGUGCAAGAAUCGCAAGCUGGCAGAAUCAAGUUGGACCAGAUGUUUACGCAGUUAGUUCUUCUUGAAAAGGGAGCGUUGAAAAACUUGUCGGUGCUCAAAAACAGACCGCUUGAAAUCAAAGACGAGCUCAUGCAGAGAAAGUUACGAGAAAAAUUGGCAAAGACGAGAGAAUUGGAGGACAAGUUGCUUGCAGUUUUGAUGCCCGUUAAAGCUAGAAACUCGUUAAACGCGUCCACCGUUGCAAACAUUGGCAAAGUCUUGUACCAAUUGAGCGAACAAAUUGCGGAAAAGAAGAAAUCCGUCGAUGAAUUGGUUGCAAAAUUCGAUGCAUUGCAAGUUGAAAAAGCUAAUAGCGAUGACGAGAACCGUGUCAUAUUGGGGAAAACGACCCCCAUCAAGAGUGCAAAGUUGGAUUUGAGAAGAAAGUUGAGGCAACUGGGCUUCACCAAGCUGAUAACGUUGUCAAAAAUUGCAUAG
Messenger RNA from Lodderomyces beijingensis, 3402 nucleotides. The record is from the annotation of a GenBank genome assembly. Lineage: Eukaryota; Fungi; Ascomycota; Pichiomycetes; Serinales; Debaryomycetaceae.